Molecule: messenger RNA, 1776 nt
Organism: Ostrinia furnacalis (Asian corn borer)
Lineage: Eukaryota; Metazoa; Arthropoda; Insecta; Lepidoptera; Crambidae
Gene: TfIIFalpha
Product: transcription factor IIFalpha
Exons: 13
Coding region: 175-1716 (513 amino acids)
Biological process (GO): positive regulation of transcription elongation by RNA polymerase II; transcription initiation at RNA polymerase II promoter
Cellular component (GO): nucleus; transcription factor TFIIF complex
Molecular function (GO): DNA binding; TFIIF-class transcription factor complex binding; RNA polymerase II general transcription initiation factor activity
Source: RefSeq, a predicted model, not a curated record
UUGCUGCGUGCUGGUGCCUGUGUAGCUUCAUCAAUGUAACAUUUUCUUGAAUCUUCAUCAUAUCAUAAUUAGUUGAAUUUGAAUUGUACAGAAAAGCUCCUAUCUAUUUUACAAAAUGGAUGUGUAACUUGUGCGUUUCGAAUUAAACGAAGGUAGUUUUCUCAAGAAAUCGUAAUGAUGUCAGCAGCUGGAAGUUCCGGGGCCCCGGCAGCUCAAGAGUUCAAAAUAAGAGUGCCUAAGAAUGUAAAUAAGAAGUAUCAUGUGAUGCGAUUCAACGCGACGUUGAACGUGGAUUUUGCAAAAUGGACUCACGUAAAGAUGGAAAGAGAAAACAACAUCAAGGAAUUCAAAGGAAUCGAAGAGGAAAUGCCCAAGUUUGGAGCUGGCUCAGAGUACGGCCGAGACAUUCGCGAGGAGGCUCGUCGCAAGAAGUUUGGUAUCAUCUCGCGCAAAUACAAGCCGGAGGAUCAACCGUGGAUACUGAAAGUGGGAGGCAAGACUGGCAAGAAAUUCAAAGGCAUCCGUGAGGGUGGUGUGUCGGAGAAUGCAGCGUAUUACGUGUUCACCCACGCCGCUGAUGGUGCUAUCGAUGCAUAUCCGCUGCAGGAAUGGUACAACUUCCAGCCUAUCCAACGGUACAAGGCUUUGUCUGCUGAAGAGGCAGAGCAAGAAUUCGGAAGACGCAACAAGGUGCUGAACUACUUCUCGCUGAUGUUCCGCAAACGCAUGCGCGGCGAAGAGGGCGCCGACGACCCCGACGAGCCCGACGAGAAGAAGCCCAAAGGCGCCAAGGCCAAGAAAGACUUGAAAAUAUCGGAAAUGGACGAGUGGAUCGAUUCGGACGACGAGUCCUCGGAUUCGGAGGCCGGUGAGAAGGACAACGAUAGCGACUCGGGCGCUAAGAAGAAAAAGGACAAGAAGAAAGCAGCGGCCUUGAAGAAGAAAAAGAAGAAAGUCAACGACGAAGCCUUCGAGGAGAGCGACGACGGCGACGAGGAGGGCCGGGAGAAGGAUUAUAUCUCGGACUCGUCCGACAGUGAAUCUGACCACGAGACUAAAGCGAACAAAGAGUUGAAGGGAGUGGCAGAGGAAGAUGCUCUGAGGAAGCUGCUGACCUCCGACGAGGAUUCGGAAGAGGAGCAGGAACAGAAGGCCAAGGAGGAGGACGUGCAGGAAGACGAGCCCACCAAGGAGGGCGAGGAGCGCGCCAGCAAGCUCACCAAGAAGAAGAAAAAGGCUGACGACGUUAAGAAAGAGAAAGAAUCAAGUAGCGACUUCAGUUCGGACUCGGACACAGACCCCGAGAGCAGCAAUAAGAAGCCCAAAAAAGGGAAAAGCAGCUCCAACGACAAGAAUGGUACGUCGGCGACAGCGAGCGCUCCCAAUAGCGCGAGCACGUCGCGCUCGGGCACGCCGACGCCCGCGCCAAGCGCCGCCAGCGCCGCCGUGGCCGCCGCCAACGCCGCCAACAACGCGCCGCCCUCCAAGCGGCCCAAGCUCGACCCCUCCUACAUGGAAUGCGGCGUGACUGAAGAGGCGGUGCGCCGUUACCUGGCCCGCAAACCAAUGACGACCACAGAACUGCUGACCAAGUUCAAAUCCAAGAGGACAGGGGUCAAGAGCGAGCGGCUGGUGGAAACCAUGACUCAAAUCUUGAAGAGGAUCAAUCCUGUUAAGCAGAACAUCAAUGGGAAGAUGUAUCUCAGUAUAAAAUAGUGAUCAUCACAAUGUAUUAAGUUAGUGUAUUACUAAAUAAAUGAAAUGUUUUUUUUUUAA